Glarea lozoyensis ATCC 20868 is the source of this 981-nucleotide messenger RNA. RefSeq names its product Mitochondrial carrier. Gene Ontology annotation, biological process: mitochondrial phosphate ion transmembrane transport. Gene Ontology annotation, molecular function: phosphate transmembrane transporter activity. The coding region runs from base 1 to 981 and encodes 326 amino acids. The transcript has 4 exons. Lineage: Eukaryota; Fungi; Ascomycota; Leotiomycetes; Helotiales; Helotiaceae. Gene Ontology annotation, cellular component: mitochondrial inner membrane. The record is from RefSeq and is a predicted model, not a curated record.
AUGGCACCACCUGCCACAUCGACAGGCUCGGCCAAGGUUGACGCCGUUGUCCAGAAUGUCGCUGCGAACACACCAGAAAAGCUGAGCGGUAUUGCUCUUUACUCCAGAUUCGCCUUAGCUGGUGCAGUCUGCUGUUCAGUAACCCACGGAGGUCUCACACCUGUUGAUGUCGUCAAAACCAGAAUUCAACUCGACCCAGUCACAUACAACAAAGGUCUUGUUGGAGGAUUCCGUCAGGUUAUUGCGAAGGAGGGUGCUGGUGCUCUUUUGACUGGUUUCGGUCCAACUGCUGCUGGUUACUUCCUUCAGGGCGCACUUAAGUUUGGAGGUUAUGAGCUGUUCAAGCAACAGUCAAUCAACCUCCUCGGAUACGAGACUGCCUCCAACAACCGCACCGCUGUCUACCUCGCAUCCGCUGGUAUCGCCGAGUUCUUCGCCGAUGUUGCCCUUUGCCCUCUCGAGGCCACCCGUAUCCGUCUCGUCUCCGAGCCCACAUAUGCCAAUGGUCUUAUCGGAGGAUUCAGCAAGAUGUUGAAGAAUGAGGGUAUCGGAGCUUUCUAUGCUGGUUUCGGACCAAUCCUGUUCAAACAGGUUCCAUAUACCAUGUCCAAGUUCGUCGUCUACGAGAAGGUCGCCGAGGCUAUCUACAAGCGUGUUGACAAAAGCACCGCUUCCCCUGGUCUCCAAACCACCAUCAACCUCGGUUCCGGUCUCAUCGCUGGUUUCGCCGCCGCUAUCGUUUCCCAGCCAGCUGACACCAUGUUGAGCAAAAUCAACAAGACUAAGGGACUUCCUGGAGAGGGAACCACCUCCCGUCUCAUCAAGAUCGCCAAGGAACUUGGUCUUAGAGGAUCGUACGCUGGUAUCGGUGCAAGACUUUUCAUGGUCGGUACAUUGACCGCAGGACAGUUCGCAAUUUACGGUGACUUGAAGAAGGCUUUGGGAGCUGUUGGAGGUGUUGAGAUUGCUGCUACAAAAUAA